Molecule: messenger RNA, 1537 nt
Organism: Halichondria panicea
Lineage: Eukaryota; Metazoa; Porifera; Demospongiae; Suberitida; Halichondriidae
Product: TNF receptor-associated factor 5-like
Exons: 1
Coding region: 52-1254 (400 amino acids)
Molecular function (GO): zinc ion binding
Source: RefSeq, a predicted model, not a curated record
ACAGAUAACUACUGAAGAGUGGCUUCCUGCUAACACUAACCCAGCCUAAAUAUGGCUACCAGUAACAGUGACUGUUCUAACUCUGUGAACCAAGAACCAGCUGCUACUCACCCCCCAGAACAAAUCACCCAGCCAGCUGAACCUGACUAUGACCUUGUUGAACAACCUGACCAAGACUACUUCUGUCCUGUGAGCUUAGAGCUACUUGUUGAGCCACUCCAAACAACAUGCUGCGGCCACCACAUCUCCCAGCAAGCUGCCAACAGACUCACCAAAGAACUAAAACCAUGCCCUAUGUGCAAGCAAGACAACAUGGCUACUCAAGAAGACAAGUACUUGAGGAGAAAAGUUCGCCAGUUGAAUGUUCGCUGUCCCCACAAGAAGAGUGGGUGUGAGUGGACGGGGGAACUGGGGGACCUGAACCACCACACCACCUCCUGUCCAAAACGUCCCUGGAAGUGCCAAUAUUGUGACUUUGAGUCCACCCACGAUAUCGGAACAAAUGACCACACCCCUUGCUGUGACAACUACCCCCUGCCUUGUCCCAACCAAUGUGAGAUUGGUACCGUCCCUCGCUGCCAAGUUGAUAGCCACCUGCUGGAGUGCCCCCUACAACUUGUGGAGUGUGAGUUUGCUGGUAAUGGAUGUGACGUGAAGGUUCCUCGAAGAGAUCUGGUGGGUCACAUGACAGAGAGUGUUCAACACCACCUCCUGACAGCCACCCUCCUCAACCUACAACUAACGAGAGAGCUACACCAGAAAAUGGAGGAGAAAGACCAGCAAAUAGUCAACUUGCAGAAACAAGUGAAGGAACAAGGCGAUAACAUCCAUACCAAAAUUCAACAAUUAGACGCAAAAGUUGAUACCAAAUUCCAACAACAAGACAAAAAAACUGAUACCAAGUUCCAUGAUUUACAAACUAUAGUCCAAGAUCUUGAUGUGCAGGCUAAGCAACAAGUUGCAAUACUUGACACAAAGGUCAGUGACGUAAAGACCACGAUGGAAGCCAACACAGUGAAGAUACAGAAUGAUUUGUUAUUGCUAAAUGGGUGUUCUUGCCACGAGUUCACUCUUGCCGAGUUUACAAAACAACAAACAAAACCAACCAGUGGACACUGGAGUGGUGGAGAGUUUACUGCACAAGGGUGGAGCUUCUCAUUCAAUGUGUUUACAAAAGGUAUUGGAUCUCGUAUCGGAACACAUUUGACCCCUACAUCAAUAAACAGCAUGAUGCUAGCAAAACAGAAGGUGUAGCUAUCCUACAUAUGCUCAACCAGCUGGGUGACCAUGGACACUACAUAGGAACGGAAACAAGAAUUUUGAAGGAGCCAACAUAUUUUGGCGACUCAUACAAAUUCUUCCCCCGGGAUCGCCUAGGUUACUGUGCUGACACAAACACCCAGUACCUCAAAGACGACUGUCUCAAGUUCAGACUGUUUAUGAAAGUGAAGGCUCUCUAAAUAGUACACAAUGUUGUAUGGUUACUAUACCGUGAAUGUAUCUUAGCAAUUAGUGUGAAGUUUGACUAUUCUUGAAA